Anopheles darlingi is the source of this 1176-nucleotide messenger RNA. Its product is annotated as titin-like. The transcript is spliced from 5 exons. Bases 1 to 1176 code for a protein of 391 amino acids. NCBI's taxonomy places the organism in Eukaryota, Metazoa, Arthropoda, Insecta, Diptera, Culicidae. The record is from RefSeq and is a predicted model, not a curated record.
AUGGAAGAUCGGCUGCAGCAUCAUCAGGGGCUAAGGGCCAUCUCCGCUCAGUGUUCACACACACAUGUGGAUGAGGAGGAGAAGGAGAAGAAGGAGGAGGAUGAUAUGGUGCAAGCCAAGACGUUCAUUGUGCUGAGUGUACUGUUGGCAGUGGUGGCGUGUGCCAGCCUGGACAAGCCAGCUUCCACCAAGGAUGCGGCUCAGGAGGAGCAAAAGCCGAAAACGCACGGUAAACGUGGUUUGAUCGAUUACGGUUACGGAUACGCCAAAGAACCGGAGCUACAGGGUGGCUUUAAGCCAUCGUUCGGUUAUGAUGUCAGUUCGAACCAGUACGCGGCCCUGUACUACAAGGAACCGUCCUCGUCGGGUACGUUCAGCUGGAAGGACGAGAAGCACACGGUCAUCACGAAGAAGGUGCCGGUCCCAUACCCAGUCAACAUCGAGAAGCAGGUGGUGAUCGAGAAGAAGGUCCCGGUACACAUUGACCGGCCCGUCCCUUAUCCGGUCGAGGUGGAGAAGAAGGUCCCGGUGUACGUCGAGAAGCAGGUGGCGGUGCAUGUGGAUCGUCCCGUGCCAUACCCGGUCAAGGUGCCGUACCGUGUCGAGGUGGAGAAGAAGGUACCGGUGUACGUGGAGAAGAAGGUGCACGUUGAUCGGCCCGUCCCAUACCCGGUGAAGGUGAAGGUUCCGGUGUACCACAAGGUAGAGGUCGAAGUCCCGAAGCCGUACCCAGUUCACAUCCCCAAGCCCUACCCGGUGUACAUCGAGAAGGAGGUCGUGAAGCACGUCGACCGCCCGGUGCCGUACGAGGUCGAGAAGAAGGUCCACGUUCCGGUCAUCCAUCGUGUCGAGAUCGAGAAGCCGUACCCGGUGUACGUCGAUCGGCCAGUGCUGGUCGAGAAGGCGGAAUCGCAUGAACACAACCAUGAGCAGAGCCACGAACAGAGCCACGAGCAGAGCCACGAACGACCAGUUGGCAUCAAGUCGACCGAUUUCAUCUCGGAACCCCUUCACGCCCACACCGAGCACGAGCAGCACUAUGGUGAGGAAUCGCAGAAGAUCGAACGGAAGGUCGAACAGGAACAGCAGAAGUCAGGCUCGGCAGCGGCUACCAUGGAACAUCCGGCAUCCGCUAGUUCCGACAAAAAGUCCUCCGACAGUGAAGCAUCCCAGUAG